UCAUCUCUCUCUCUCUCUCUCUCUCUCUCUCUCUCUCUCUCUCUCUCUCAGCCAUGGCUUCUUCUUCGUCUUCUUCAUGGAACCUUCUCCGUUUCUUGAGCGCUGCUCUCAUGGUAUCGACAGCAAUGGCGGCUGUUCCACGAAGACCUGUGAACGUCCCCUUUGGCAGAAACUACAUGCCCACUUGGGCUUUUGACCACAUCAAGUACAUCAAUGGCGGUUCUGAAAUCCAGCUCGUCCUCGACAAAUACACCGGAACUGGGUUUCAAUCGAAAGGCUCCUACUUGUUCGGUCACUUCAGCAUGAAAAUAAAGCUGCCGCCUGGUGAUACGGCCGGAGUCGUCACUGCUUUCUAUCUGUCGUCGACGAACAACGAGCACGACGAGAUAGACUUCGAGUUUCUGGGGAACAGAACAGGGCAGCCUCCGAUACUGCAGACGAAUGUCUUCACCGGAGGGAAAGGAGACAGAGAGCAGCGUAUCUAUCUCUGGUUCGACCCUUCCCAAGCUUACCACACCUACUCCGUCCUCUGGAACAUGUAUCAGAUCGUGUUCUUUGUGGAUGACGUACCGAUCCGAGUGUUCAAGAACUGCAAGGAUUUAGGAGUCCGGUUCCCAUUCAAUCAACCGAUGAAGAUCUACUCGAGCCUCUGGAACGCCGACGAUUGGGCCACGAGGGGCGGUUUAGAGAAAACCAAUUGGGCGAACGCUCCGUUCAUCGCUCAGUACCAAGGGUUCCAUGUCGACGGAUGCCAGGCCUCGGUAGAGGCGAAAUUCUGCGCCACGCAGGGCCGGAUGUGGUGGGAUCAAAACGAAUUCCGCGAUCUCGAUGCGUACCAAUGGCGUCGGUUAAGUUGGGUGAGGCAGAAAUGGACAAUCUACAAUUAUUGUACCGACCGGUCCAGGAACCCGGUUAUGCCGCCUGAGUGUAAAAGGGACAGGGACGUGUGAGAGAGUUUGGUGAGAGAUCUCUUGGCGGAUGAUAAUGAUCUAUUGUUGUUGUUGAAGAGAUUUUAUUAUAUGUUUGCUUGUAUGUGAUGUUUUUAUGCUUAAUGUUGUAUGAUGUUUACUUAUGUUCAUCAUCAUGAUGAUGAUGAUGAUUGAUGAUGAUGGUGGGCAUAUUGUUUAUUCUUGAUUUUAUAUGAUAAUGAAAAAGCGAUGGUGAUGGGUGUAUAAUUUUAUUUUUUA
Molecule: messenger RNA, 1187 nt
Organism: Tarenaya hassleriana
Lineage: Eukaryota; Viridiplantae; Streptophyta; Magnoliopsida; Brassicales; Cleomaceae
Product: xyloglucan endotransglucosylase/hydrolase
Exons: 4
Coding region: 54-950 (298 amino acids)
Biological process (GO): cell wall biogenesis; xyloglucan metabolic process
Cellular component (GO): cell wall; apoplast
Molecular function (GO): hydrolase activity, hydrolyzing O-glycosyl compounds; xyloglucan:xyloglucosyl transferase activity
Source: RefSeq, a predicted model, not a curated record